GUCCGUCACAUUCUCACCUCAUCAAUGGCCUGAUCAGUCAGCGAUCACAUGACUUCUAUUUCACAUCUUACUGGACAACCACAUUCAACAGGAACUUAUCUGAUCCAAGGAGACUGUUUGAUUCUGCACACUUGGAUGGGAGUUCCUGGAAACAUCUGGGCAUUUAUAACAACUUGUGUGAGCAGCAGAAAAAUAUCUGGUGUGGAGUUUGAGGAGUGAUCUGCUCAGGAGGAAGUAGACAAGGAGGUGGCGGGGUAAAUGGGAGGAGCUAUAUGUAAACAGGAGGGGAAGGGGGAAAAGAGGAGGAUCCAGGUGAGGGACAACAGCCUGACGUCAUCAGACAGAAUCCGUUGCUUCACCUUGAGACAGUUUGGGUUCAACGUCCUGAGUUUGUCUCGCAGAGGAAUAAAGGACCUCCCAGAUGAGCUAUGGGAGCUGUCAGAGUUGGAGAAGCUGAAUCUGUCUCUGAACAGCCUGAAGGUUCUCCCUCCUCAGCUGGCUCUGCUCUCUAACCUGGUGGUUCUCAACCUGUGGGGGAACCAGCUCAGCAGCCUGCCAGCAGAGAUUGGUCAGCUGAGGAGACUCAGAGUUUUGUUUGCCUACAGAAACCGACUGAGUGAAGUUCCUGAAGAGCUGGGGGCCUGUACACAACUGGAGGUUCUUAGCUUGAACAACAACCAGCUCUCUUCCCUUCCUGAGUCGCUCUCCAAGCUGACCCGCCUUAGGAAGCUCAACCUCAGCCAGAACCACAUGGCCCUCCUGCCAGGGUGCAUAUACAACAUGAAAGCUCUGGUGUUCCUCCAUCUGGCAUGUAACUGUCUGGAGAACCUGGCGGAGAAGAUCCAGAAUCUGGCGGAGCUCAAGAUUCUCAUUGUGGAGGGAAACAGCCUUCACUCUCUGCCAAAGGCCCUGUGCUGUCUCACCAGGCUGGAGCUCCUGAAUCUGGACUUUAACGACAUUAAAGACGUCCCACAGGAGUUGCACCUGUUGUCUCACCUGGAGAAGCUGGCCUGCCAUCCUCUGGACAAAGGACUUCACAUCGUUCAUAACCCACUGAUAAAACCUGUGAAGGAGGUGCUGGAGGGUGGGGGGCUCAGCGCCCUGUUCGAUUACCUGAGGGCGGGUUAGAGCUCCGGUCCCCUUCUGUAAUGACCUGAGGCGUGGGGGUGGGGCCUUCUAAACACCUGAGAGCAGGCUGUAGGUGGAGCUUAUUAACCACCUGACAUCCAUACAUCGGUCUGGGGAGGGUGUGUUAGCAGCUUAUAGGUAGGGGCGGGGCUUGUUAUGUGACUUAGAACUUGGUGUGUGUAAAAGAUGUAGAUGCUUUGAGGGUGAAAAUGAUGCAGCAGAAGUUUUAGACGAUUUUAAAGAUAUUUGGUUUUGUAUAAUAAUAAUAAUAGUGACAUCAUUCUGGACUCAUAUGCAGUAUUCCUGCGAUAUUUGGUCGGUUGAGCAUCACAGGAUCCAAGAGUAUCAGA
Molecule: messenger RNA, 1478 nt
Organism: Pungitius pungitius (ninespine stickleback)
Lineage: Eukaryota; Metazoa; Chordata; Actinopteri; Perciformes; Gasterosteidae
Product: leucine-rich repeat-containing protein 30
Exons: 8
Coding region: 259-1128 (289 amino acids)
Molecular function (GO): protein binding
Source: RefSeq, a predicted model, not a curated record